AUGGACCAUUGGAAGUUGCAAUGCGAGAGGGCUGGACAUAUCGACUUUAACCAAACAGUCCUGCUGCACAAGUCCAUCGUCAGGAUUGGAGUGUCAGUCCUCGAAGAAGAAGCAGGUACCUACAUCGCAGGCAUUGAGCUCAUCUCCAAGGAAAGACGAAGGGGGAAUCAGAUCCUGGGAUACCGCAUCCCAGGAAGUCAGGUCUUUGUGGAUAUCAAAUCCGCACAGAUGCUGCGAGGGUUCCAGGUUGCGGCGGGCAAGGGAGGAAAUACAAAGAACAACGCUUGA
This is a messenger RNA of Penicillium alfredii, 288 nucleotides long. RefSeq lists its product as uncharacterized. The coding region runs from base 1 to 288 and encodes 95 amino acids. The transcript is spliced from 2 exons. The record is from RefSeq and is a predicted model, not a curated record. NCBI's taxonomy places the organism in Eukaryota, Fungi, Ascomycota, Eurotiomycetes, Eurotiales, Aspergillaceae.